AUGACUAUUCCGCUUAUGUUGGGAGCGGAGUGGAGAAACGUGAGUUCAGGGGAGAUAUUUAAAAAGAACUGUAGGCUGGGAGGUAGGUGGGGGAUGAGCUCAAUCCAGAGUUCAAUCAGCUCUUGAUAUGUCCAAUUGCUUGAGCAGGAAGCCAGCUUAGCACUUUCUAAUUACUUGACUAGCUAAGUGCAUGACGAUGGUGAAGCAGAAUUCUGAUCAUCAGGCUCCAUCACAAUCCUAAAUUUAAUGAACUAAUGUGGCGAGCGCAUUAGCCAGUGCUUAGGAAUUUGGAGCCGUAGGUGUGGGCGUGAGGUGCUGUCGUCCUUUUUGAGUUAUUCCUAUUCUCAUCCAAUUCUUCCAUCCUUCCUCAGAUACCGUUUCUAUGUGCCCGGGCUUCGGUGAUUGGCUUUGAAGGGUUACUAGAUUGCGCGGUCUCUCGAGCCUCACAAUCCUAAAAGUUCACGCUUCAUUGCUCUCACGAGCCAGGUACAAGCUCGCUCGUUUAGGCCCCGCCCUUUAUCCGCUGCCACCUAUCAGAGCCCGCGGAGAUUAUAAAUCAGAAUGUCCGAGAAGCAUGUCUCUGGUUGAUGGAUCGAAAAUGAUAAAGAGGAAUGCAAACAGAGAAAGAAGAGCGAUUCUUUCCUUGUGGACGAGCGACAGAUCAUAAAUCUUUCGGAACGAUUCGAAAAUGAUUGAUGAGGGUACGGUAGUCUCCAAAUUUCUGCACAUUACUACAAACAGCGGGACGAUCAUCGCGCGCAUUGUUUUCCAUAGGAAAGAGAGAGAGAGAGAGAGAGAGAGAGUUGUCAGAACAAUGGAAGAUUUAUCAUUUGGACAUUCAUUCACGAGUCACAAGAUCAGUUCUGAUCCUGGCCAGAAGCUACCGUAGUCCAGAACAAAGGCGAUCAUGAGAAUGGAUGAGGUUAGCAACGGAAGGAGAGGUGACGGCAUCUCUGAAAACAAACUUCAUUUCCGUCGGAGACCUGCGCGCGCUUAUCAUCACAGACCCCUGUCAUAGUGUGAGAUUGAUGGAAGAGGGGCGAGUGGCGAAGUGACAGUCGGCGAAGAAAAAAGAAGCAAAUGGGUUGGCGCAGGGGGGAGAAUAUCUAUUCUAUUAUCAAACAAAUCAUCGAAGGAAGGCGAUCACACCGUCCCCACGGGGCUUCUCUUUGUCUUAGGGCCGUGAUUUUGAAGCUGUUUUCGUGACGCUAGUUUCCAACGAAUUCUAUGCUAUUAUUGAAGAAUCAGAAGCAGAGAAUCAAAUCAAUGGAUCGUUAACGAAAUUUAUGAGAAAACAGGACUUCUUUUGAAUGAUUGUCGCUCAAACAUUCAGCUGACUUCACUUCACUUCACUUCAUUUUGUUCGAAUCAAUGUAUCGCUAACUGAAACUGACCAUCUUCUUUUCUAACUCUCGCUCUCGCUUUCCUUUCUCAUCCGAUACGUAGUCUUUGAGUUGUUUCAGAAGAAAAGGACGGAAAUCAUGUUAUUUCCCUAUUUCGCAGCGCUUCCCACACACGCAUAUGAGCCUGAUUUCGUGCAGAGACUUGUCAAAUUACAAAACGAUCAGAACAUGUUAAAGUGAACAUUUCUCACUUUCGCUUUCAAUUUUUGUAUUUCAGAAACUUUCACGCAGCUUUGGAGCACCCUACAAUGCCUAAAGGGGGCCCUAAGCAUGCUUCCUUACAAGGGAAUUGUGGUGGUGAGGGAGCAGUCUUGCCAUUAAAAAGUGAGCUUUUCUUCUCUUCUGUACAACAUUCAAACGUUUUUUUUUCAGGUAAUGGUAAGACUGAUGAUGGAUACAAAAUAAAUUUGUAUGGUAAAAGCUUCAUGGGACCUCAGUUAAGAGGUCCUUUGAGCACGGGGUUAACCCCUUUAAAUCUAACAAGUUUAAUGGCUUCUUGGCCGCAAUCGGCUCCCAUCUUCCCUUUAAACCCCUAUAUUGGCUUUCUCUCAUCACUCGGAUCCAUCAUCAGCACCCCCACCACCACCAACUUCCAUCAACCUGGGAUACCGCCCAUUCCAUCGGCGAUCCCGGCCAAAACGACAUCACCACCCCGUCGGAAACGCGCACAAAAGUUUGAACAUCCGGUGGGACCGCCCAUGCCCGUCGAUCUGAGCGGCAAGAUCGAUCCGGCGGCCCAGCCGAAGGCGAAGAGAAGAAGAUCGGAGGAGGAUUCGCCGCUGGGGCGACUCGAGAAAAUGGUACCGCAGUCGGUCGUGUCGCCCAGUCAGAGUGAGUUUGUUGCAAGACUUUGACGUGCCCCCAGCACGUAUAGAAGCUCCUAAAGUUGAUCUAGCUUUCUAGAAAUCCGGUUCCAGAAAUGUAUUUAGCAACUGUCUUUUGGGGUCGGCGGUACCGUAAAUAUUGUAAUAGACGGGCACCCGAAUACUGGUCAUUCGAAUUAACGUAUCUCAGCAGCGAGCAAACAUAUCAAAAAGUUGUCAACAACGAAAAUGUACACAACAUUUUGCUGAUAAUAUUAUCAGUUGACUUCUUUUUGAUAUCUCCACCGGCAGCCGAGAUAUGCCGUCUUGAAUGACUAGCAUUAGGAUGCCCUUCUAUUAGCGUAGCUUGAAAGCACUUCAACCAAUUAUUCAUUUCAGUAACCGAAAACGGGAUAAUGGGGCAAAGCGUCCAACUGUCCCGCUCCUCGUUUCAUGCAAGUAGAUAG
This is a messenger RNA of Caenorhabditis sp. 36 PRJEB53466, 2673 nucleotides long. The record is from the annotation of a GenBank genome assembly. NCBI's taxonomy places the organism in Eukaryota, Metazoa, Nematoda, Chromadorea, Rhabditida, Rhabditidae.